Molecule: messenger RNA, 1392 nt
Organism: Prunus armeniaca (apricot)
Lineage: Eukaryota; Viridiplantae; Streptophyta; Magnoliopsida; Rosales; Rosaceae
Source: the annotation of a GenBank genome assembly
AUGAAUUCUGUUUUCCAUGAUAUGAUAGGGCAUUCUUUGGAAGUGUAUAUAGAUGAUGUGGUAAUUAAAUCACUAGAAGAAGGAGAUCAUGUGUCGAAUCUAAGGAGAGCUUUCCUAAGGAUGAGACAACAUAAGUUGAAAAUUAAUCCCAAGAAAUGUGAACAGACGUUCAAGUGGGAAGAACAGCACCAACAAGCUUUCGAGGAAAUCAAGCAUUACCUCUCAAAUCCACCAGUUCUGACCUCGCCAAAGAGAGGUAGACCACUCAAGCUCUAUGUGUUUGCAUCAGAAGUGUCCAUUAGGAGUCUGUUAGUUCAAGAUAACAAGGAAGGGAAGGAACAAGCAGUCUACUAUCUGAGCAUAACCCUGACAGAAGUGGAAAGAAAAUAUUCUGCAAUUGAAAGACUUUGCCUAGCCUUAUACUUCGCUGCUGUGAAGCUCAGACACUACAUGCUGCCAUACACCAUCUACAUCAUUGCCAAGACAUAUCUAAUCAAAUACAUGCUAAUAAGACCAAUGCUGAGGGGGAAAAUUGGAAAAUGGACUUUGGCUUUGACAGAAUUUGCCUUCAGAUAUAUUCCUCAGAAAGCUGUCAAAGGACAAGCUGUGGCGGAUUUCCUAGCAUAUCAUCUAGGAGAAGAGAUUGAAAACAUGGACUCUUUGGACAUAGCAAAUGCAGAUCUGCUAGCUAGAGCUCAUACUUGCCUUAACAAUCCUAUCUAUUCAGUUCAUCUCACACCUUGGAAGCUGUAUUUUUAUGGAUCAAAAACUGAUAUAGCUUAUGGGGUAGGGAUUGUUUUGGAAGAACCAUUGGGAAUCAAACAUUGCUAUUCUUUCCAGUUAGAUUUCCAGUGCACCAGCAACAUGGCUGAAUAUGAAGCUUUGAUUGUAGGACUUGAAAUGUUGGUAGAAUUAGGGAUCCAAUCUGUGGAAAUCCUGGGAGAUUCCAUGCUUGUCUUGAAGCAGAUUGCUGGAGAAUACAAGUGCCUAAGUCCUUCUUUGGCUGUCUAUCUAGUGGCCUCUAGAAAUCUUCUGACAGAAUUUAGAGAAGCUACUUGGGAACAUAUCCCAAGGGAGGAAAAUUUUGCAGCCAAUGAGCUGGCUCAGGUAGCAACAGGUAUACAAAUGCCUAAAGACUGUGUACAGAGGAUCAUCAAGAUAGGAAAGAAAAGUCCACCAUCUGUUCUGACUAGAGGGAUGGAGAUAGAUGUCAAUUCUGCCAUAAUCACUAAAGAUUAUUGGAGAAAUCCUAUCAUAACUUACUUACAAUAUCCAACCAUGCCUUCUGAAAAGAGAGUCAGAAUCAUGGCUUUGAACUACCUUAUGUGGAAUGGAGAUUUGGUCCAAAAAAGCAAGGAUGAGGUACUAUUUAGGUGCCUCGGAAAGAAAUAA